Messenger RNA from Macrosteles quadrilineatus (aster leafhopper), 1076 nucleotides. RefSeq names its product sarcoplasmic calcium-binding protein-like. Gene Ontology annotation, biological process: calcium import into the mitochondrion; mitochondrial calcium ion homeostasis. The transcript is spliced from 7 exons. Gene Ontology annotation, molecular function: calcium ion binding. Gene Ontology annotation, cellular component: uniplex complex. The record is from RefSeq and is a predicted model, not a curated record. The coding region runs from base 185 to 994 and encodes 269 amino acids. NCBI's taxonomy places the organism in Eukaryota, Metazoa, Arthropoda, Insecta, Hemiptera, Cicadellidae.
AACUCGGCUCGGAUCUCCCGAACUCCAGUCGGAUUUAAAGUAGUCAAGCGAAACGAGACUGACCGUAGGCCACCGAGUGAGAAACCAGUUGUGUUAGCGAAUCAUUCUUACAUGGUUUACUAUUGUUUUGUCGUGUUGAAUUUAUUUUGACUCACUACUAUCGAAUUGUGUUAGUGUUUAAGCAAUGGCUUUAUUGUUUUUUCGCCUAGGGGCCCGAGCGGCUUCGAGAAACCUGCAAAAGACUUUACAACCGGCCGGGGUCACCUGUUUGGACCAGGGGAAUGGAAGUUGUCCAUAUGUUCAAAAUGCUCAGGAUAGAACUGUUUACCAUCCUCUCCUUCAGGAGCUGAGACUGUAUAGCAGGUCGGCUUCAGGGAAAAAGGAACAGGAACUUGUCAAUCAAUCUGAGUCAGAUUCCGACUCGGAUUCUGAUUAUGAAACUGAGCACAAAGAAAGGGGAGCCAGUGAGUUUUGGAGGAGAAAGAUGAGGACAUUCCAUGGAAUUUUAGACCUCAACAAAGACGGGGUUAUAUCAUUCGAUGAUCUACAGAUUCUAGUUGACCGAUUUGUAGACCUCGGUCAUCUUUCUCCCCACCAUCAACAGGAGUUAAACAAUAUUAUCAAGCGUAUGUGGGAAGAGCGAUGGGGAAGUAUUGACCCUUAUAACAUGGUCACCACGGAGCAAUACCUUGAUGAUAUGCAUCAUGUUAUAAAUGACAAACAGCUUAGAAAGAAGGUCCACACCUUCCUCCCUUACUUGUUCAAAGCUCUUGACAAAGACAGAAGUGGACUAAUUUCCGUACAAGAGUACAAGUUGUUCUUUCAGUGUCUUGGAUUGUCCAAUGAAGCGGCUGUGGUCUCAUUCAGUGUGAUUGACGAGAAUAACGAUGGCCAGAUAAGCUUGAAGGAGUUUGUAAAACUUGGCCGACAAUUCUUCCUUUCCGAAGACCACAAGAGCCCUAGCAAGAUGUUCUGGGGCCCUCUCACUCACUGACAGAUGUGAAUUCACAUUUACCAUAUUUUUAUAUAAUCUUGUUUUAUUCAAGUCACAUUAAUAAAGUUGUUUAAUUUGAUAA